CUGGAAAAAAGAACUCUUUGCCAAACAAAUCACGCGUCAUGGAGGGUAUUUUAGUCCAAGGAUUUGAGGUGAGAUGGAACGGUGUUGGGGAAGACAGGUGUCGUGCUUGUACAAAAUAUGGAGGGAGAUGUGGAUACAAAGGAGUAGAAAAUUCAUUUAUGUGUCUCUCGAAGAGAUCUUCCGCCUCAAAAGGAACAUGGAAUUUGAAAAAGAAAAUCAUCAUUGGUGUUAUUUCAACUAUGUUGGCAACACUCACUGUCAUCACAUCCAUAUACUUUUAUAAGCGCUAUAAUAUACACUCUCGCAACCUCUCCUAACAACCUUUUAGACUUGAUAGUCAACGCAUUCGUAAAAGUCAAAACUUCGGAGUCGAACACUUCAUCUAUAAAGAUCUUUACAAGGCGACAAACCACUUUGACAAAAAACUAGGAAAUGGAGGCAAUGCAAAGUAUUUUAUGGAAAACUACCAGAUGGGCGUGAAGUGGCAGUGAAAAGGCUUUUUAAAUACGGCGUCAAUAAUGAACAACAAUUUCUUAACGAAAUAAAUAUACUAGCAAGAACUUUUCAUCGUAAUCUCAUCUUAUUAUAUGGUUGAACAUCACUCAAAAGUCGUCGUGCUUUGGUUGUCUACGAGUAUGUUCCUAAUGGAUCUUUGAGUGAUCAUCUUCAUGGUGACAAAGAUACACCUAAUAAACUUCCUUGGAACAUUAGGAUGAGGAUUUCCGUGGAGACAGUAGAUGCAUUGAACCAUCUUCAUGCUUCUCAUAUCAUUCAUAGGGAUAUUAAAACAAGUAAUAUUCUCUUAGAUGCCGAAUACCAUGUUAAAGUAGCUGAUUUUGGACGUUCGCGCCUCUUUCCUAAAGAUCAAAGUCAUGGUUUAACAAUUCCACAACGGACAUCAGGCUAUGUAGACCCCGAGGACAAUCAGACUAAUGCACUUACUUACAAAAGUGAUGUGUUCAGUUUUGGAGUGGUGUUGAUUGAACUCAUAACAUCUUUGCGUGCUUAUGAUCGCAACAAAAAGGAUGAUGGUGUCAAUCUAUAUGACAUGGCUAUUAAAAAAAUUCAAGAUCACACUUUGCAUGAUAUUGUGGAUCAUACCCUCGGUUUUGAUACAGAUUCCAUGGUAAAGCAAAUGAUUAAUGGGGUUGCCGAGUUAGCACUUUCUUGUCUCCAAAGUUCCGGUGAUAUGAGACCGACAAUGGAAUCUGUGCUCCAAUGUUUACAAAGUCUUAAGGAUGUGAAAGAAAUCCAACCUCAAGUAGCCGGCAGUUCUAGCCCAAAUGAUGAAAUAGUGUUGCUGAAUAAUGAUCUAGCUUGACUCUCACCUAGUUAAAACAAUACAAAAUUCUAGUUCAGUUAGUAUUUAACUACAAUAUGUUGUUAAGUAGUUUGCUUAUUUCAAUUAUUUUGGCUAACUUUAUGUAAAUAUA
This is a messenger RNA of Vicia villosa (hairy vetch), 1433 nucleotides long. RefSeq names its product LEAF RUST 10 DISEASE-RESISTANCE LOCUS RECEPTOR-LIKE PROTEIN KINASE-like 1.2. The record is from RefSeq and is a predicted model, not a curated record. Gene Ontology annotation, molecular function: protein kinase activity; ATP binding. Lineage: Eukaryota; Viridiplantae; Streptophyta; Magnoliopsida; Fabales; Fabaceae. Gene Ontology annotation, biological process: protein phosphorylation. Bases 713 to 1321 code for a protein of 202 amino acids. The transcript is spliced from 4 exons.